AANUUAUUGCUUUGCUCCAUGUAACCUAGUUCUAUGGAUUUGUAAUCAAAAAACAAAUUUCAUCUUAUUCUAUUUAAUAGACCCAGAAAUCUUGAACAUUUGACUAAAAAUCGCCAAUCUUGAAUCUAGUCAAAAUAGUUUUAAUAUUACAGAAAUGGACUCUCGUAGAAGAGCUCCCAACUUUUCUAAAGAACAAACUCAAUUGCUUAUAGAAAUAGUUGAAAGUGUGAACAGAAGAGAUAUAUUAGAUUCUCCUAGCAAUACAGCGGUUAUGAAACGGAAGAAAAUGGAAGUUUGGAGGUUGAUUCAUGCUAAGUUUAGAGAAAGAUCUGGAUGCAACUUAUUCAGUAUUCAGAAUCUCAAAGGCAAAUAUAGAAAUAUAUCCUAUACGCGUGGGCAGAAAAUAAAUUUAGAUCCUGGCAAGCAGCAGCACUACCUUGAAAAUAAGGAUGUUACUCCCGAAGUAAAGGCUACCUACUAUCCUACUAUUCUUCCAAAGCGUGCAGAAAAAGAUCCUCUGGAGAUUCUUGAUAUUCCUGUUAAAGUUGAGAUACAUGAUGAUGAAGAAGAAGCAGAUAUUGAAAGAAAGCGAAGAGCACCAAACUUCUCAAGAUUCCAAAGUCAAUUACUCCAAGAGAUAAUUGAAAAUUUCGAGGGAAAAGAUAUAAUAGAUUCUACAAGUAACACAACUGCAAUGAAAGAUAUGAAAAAUGAUGCAUGGAGAGUUGUACAUAAUCAGUUUAUAGAGCAGUCAGGCUGUGAUGUCUUUAGUAUUGAUAACUUAAAAGUGAAAUAUAAGAACAUUGUAUGUCGCAAAAGAAAGGAGGUGUGUAGUGAGGAUAGUUCUAAGCCUGAAGAUACAAUGGAUUUGAUGGGGAUGAGUUGGAACUCCCUGGAGAAUCUUGAAUUUCCUCUCACAAACCAAGAAAAACCUGACCGUGUUACACUAGAACAAGAAAUGGAGAUGGACUUCAAGAGACGGGCUCCAAAUUUUUCCAAAGCUCAAACGGAAUUACUUUUAGCAAUAAUUGAAAAGUUUGGUGGGAAGGAUAUUCUCACCUCAGGGAUAAACUCAGCUGAGAUGGUGGAGAAGAAGAAGGAAGCAUGGAUUGCUGUGCAUACUUAUUUUAUCGAGAAAUCUGGUUGCAAAACUUUUACAGUUGAUAAUUUAAAAGUAAAAUACAAGAACUCCAUCCAAAGAAAAAAGAAAUCUGAGGCUUCUAAAGAAGGGUUUGUAGGGUUAUCUCAUGCCUUUGAUCCUCUCUCAAUCCAUGGAUCUGAUCAUCCUCAACCUUAUCCUCCAGACCGUCAUCUCAAACCUCAGGAUUUGGGUAGCAGUUGUGAAGGAUGGGAAAAAUUUGAAGAAGAAGAAGGUAUUGAGGAACUAGAAAUUGAAGAAGAUGAUGCUUUUGAAGAUCUUCAAACUUUAGAUCAAUAUUUGAAAUAUCCAAAUCAGAACCAGAUCAAACAGAACCAGAUCAAUCAGAAACACCUCAACCCGAUCCAGAUCAGUCAAAACCAAAUUAACCAUAAUCAAAUCAAUCAGAACCAGCUCAACCAGAACCAGAUAAACCAUAACCAGAUCAAUCAGAACCAGAUUAAUCAGAACCAGAUUAACCAGAACCAGAUCAACCAGAACCAGAUCAGCCAAAACCAGAUCAGCUGCAACCAAUACUACACCGAAGCUGAAGAAAUAGAGAGACGGAAGAGAGCUCCAAACUUCUCUGCAGCUCAAUCUAAGUUGCUUCAAGAGCUGAUUGAGAACUUUGAGAGAAAAGACAUAAUUCAUUCAUCCAGUAAUUCUUCAGCAGUUAAGGAAAUGAAAAAUGAAGCAUGGACAAUUAUACAUGACCGGUUUAAAAAAGAAUCUGGGUCUGAUCUUUUCUCUGUUGAAAACUUGAGAGGGAAAUACAGAAACACUUGUUACUUGAAGAAGAAAUCAGAGGUUUUAAAGGUUAAAAGUAUAGCUGAGAGUGAUAUUGGUAUAAAAGAAAUUAAAGAUAUGGCACCACAAGCCACCCUUUCCGACACAGGUGGAGAUAUGGUGCCACAAGACAUCCUUUCUGGCUCAGAAGAUGGAGAUACGGUGCUAGACUCUACCGUGUCUGACCCAGAAGAUGGUAGGUUGGAGACGGAGUUAGACCCGAGUCUGCUGGAGAGUGAAGACAUUAGACGAAAUGAAGAACAGAAGAGAGCUCCAAACUUCUCUGAAGACCAGGCAUUUGCACUUAAAGAAAUAAUAAAGAACUUUGAUGGAAAACAUAUUAUAAACUCUCCAAGUAAUACUGAAAAAAUGUUGGAACAGAAGAGAGAAGCUUGGAGAUCAAUUCAUAAACUAUUCAAAGAAGUAACUGGCUGCGAUUAUUUUAGUAUUCAUAAUCUAAAAGUUAAAUACAAGAACAGUACAAAUAAAAAACGAAAUAAAACUUUGAAGAUUAACCCAGCGAAAACUAAUUCUGAAGAGGAGAUUGUGAACCCAGUAUUGUUGACGCAGGUGCCUACUAUAGAACUCAUAAAACCAGCAGUAUUAAAGCGGAGGAAGCCGACAUUUAAUCAGCUGAUGAAGGACUUACUAAAACUGAAAGAAGGAGUUGAGAAUAAUCUUCUUCUUAUUGAACAAAUUACAGAUCAAGAAGGUGUAAAGGAGCUAGCAGUAAACUCUGCUAAAGAGAAUAUUUCAAUCCUAAACUCUAUACUUGAAGAUGGGAAAGAAAUUGAAAAUGAUCCAGGAGGAGUCCAUCAGGUUGAUCAAGAUCCUGAUCAUCCUCCGGAGAUUCAAACUCCAGUAUCCGGGCCAUUGGAAAAGGGGAGAGAUGUUAAGUUAGAGCGUUCAGAAGAUGUUAAAGGUGGAAUUCUAGAUUUUCACGUAUCUGAAGAAAAUUGUAAUAAUUCAAAAUCCAUGCGUAAAAAGAACUUUCAGAUAAACGGAAAUAUUAAAGGAAUGUUGAAAACAGAAACAGAAGGCGUUCCAGUCAAGCAAUUUAAACACAAUAAGGAGCUGUUUUCUUGUGAUAAAUGUGAAUAUGUUACGUUAACCCAAAUUGCUCUACUAAAUCACAUGAAGACUCGGCAUGAGAGGGGUAGACCAACCUGUGUUCUGUGUGGACUCAUGUUCAAGACUAAAUUUGAUCUUGCGCGUCACCGCAGACAGAAACACUGGAAUGUGGAGGCUAGAAGUAAAAAAGUGACCUCAGACGAGAAAACCGUUUUCUUGUGUGAACUUUGUGCUUUUACAACUGAUGUUGAACUAACCUUGAAGAAACACAAGUGGAAUAAACAUCUACGAGUGCUGAGAUGUGAUCUCUGUAGUUUUAAAUGUCAUAAGUUUAAGUUUAUGAACAAUCACAAGGCUAAACAGCAUGGAAUCAGUUUUCCUUGUGAUGAAUGCAAGUAUACCACGUUGAACAAGUACAGCUUGAAGCUGCACAAGGAUAGAAUGCACGGUGCUAUUAGUUUCUUCUGUGACCAGUGUGAAUACUCCUCAACCACCAAGCUGGAUCUAUUCAGGCACUAUGGCAAGCAGCAUCAAGGCAAAACAUAUCCAUGUGAUCAGUGUGAUUUUGUCGGUAGUUACAACAGCUCUUUGUUUAGACACGUACAGGUCAACCAUAAGGGUGUACGGUAUUCAUGUGAAGAAUGUAAUCUAUUGUUUACUCUAAAUAGUUCCUUGAAAAAGCACAUUAAAUCUGUACAUUUAGGGAUAAAGAUUCCUUGUGAUCAAUGUGAUAUGACCUUUUCCGCUCGUGGAAACAUGCUCCGACACAAGAGAAGUAAACAUGGAGCUGAUUAAAUAAACAGAAAUAUAUAAUGUUGGUUCUCAGCUUCAUCUUUAUUUAUAGAAAAUUAGAAAAUGUCUACUUGUAUUAAUAAAUAAAGAUAUUUUAAAUUAAA
Messenger RNA from Eurytemora carolleeae, 3891 nucleotides. RefSeq lists its product as uncharacterized. Gene Ontology annotation, biological process: regulation of gene expression. Lineage: Eukaryota; Metazoa; Arthropoda; Copepoda; Calanoida; Temoridae. The coding region runs from base 155 to 3790 and encodes 1211 amino acids. The record is from RefSeq and is a predicted model, not a curated record. Gene Ontology annotation, cellular component: nucleus. The transcript is spliced from 29 exons.